GGCACGAUGGAGAGCGACGGCAAGGGAGGGUCGGCGCUGGUUCUUCUGCUGUGGUACAAGGUCUUGGAAGGCGUGUUGGUGCUACUCAUCGGCGUGCUCAGCACGUUCUGGCUGCCGCUCCCGCUGUACCGGCUGAGGGAGGCCGUGACAUGCCGACGGCGGAGGCUCCGACUCCUGCGCCAGUCCGAAGAAUGCGGCGGCAAAGCUGGUGGUGGCGCCGACAGCAAAGCUAUCCGUCCCGUCGGUGGCAGAGAAGCUGGUAAUGGCGGGGGGCACGGGCACACAAACGAGGGAGCGGCGGAGAGCUUGACGCGACAAGAACCCAAGUCAGCAGCCGCUGCUGCGGACGGUUUCCCAGACCUGGGCAGGAGGUAUCUCGACUUCCUCGCGCAGGCCCUGGGUCAAAGUCACUCGGCGGCAGCGGCGGCGAUAGCCGCCCCGGACCGCCGCCCCGGCCUUCCUCGCAACGGCGGAGGUCAUCCCGAGGGCUGUUUCGUCGACGUGUCGUGA
This is a messenger RNA of Ectocarpus sp. CCAP 1310/34, 510 nucleotides long. NCBI's taxonomy places the organism in Eukaryota, Phaeophyceae, Ectocarpales, Ectocarpaceae. The record is from the annotation of a GenBank genome assembly.